Myiozetetes cayanensis is the source of this 3274-nucleotide messenger RNA. RefSeq names its product POU class 3 homeobox 4 (gene POU3F4). Gene Ontology annotation, molecular function: DNA-binding transcription factor activity, RNA polymerase II-specific; RNA polymerase II cis-regulatory region sequence-specific DNA binding. Gene Ontology annotation, cellular component: nucleus. The record is from RefSeq and is a predicted model, not a curated record. Lineage: Eukaryota; Metazoa; Chordata; Aves; Passeriformes; Tyrannidae. Bases 39 to 1154 code for a protein of 371 amino acids. Gene Ontology annotation, biological process: brain development; regulation of transcription by RNA polymerase II. The transcript has a single exon.
GGCGGCCGCUCAGUAUAACUCGUGGGGCUGCGGCGGCCAUGGCCACAGCCGCCUCCAACCCCUACGGCCUGCUGGGCGCCGGCGCGCUCGCCCACGCCGAGGGCGCGGGCAUGCAGCAGGGCAGCCCGUUCCGCAGCCCGCAGAAGCUGCUGCAGAGCGAGUACCUGCAGGGCGUCCCGGGCAAUGGGCACCCGCUGGGGCAUCACUGGGUGACCAGCCUGAGCGACGGCGCGCCCUGGCCCGCGGCGCUGGCGGGCGGCCCCCUGGAGCAGCCCGACGUGAAGCCGGGCCGCGAGGACCUGCAGCUGGGCGCCAUCAUCCACCACCGCUCGCCCCACGUCUCCCACCACUCGCCCCACGCCAACCACCCCAGCGCCUGGGGGGCCAGCCCGGCGCACAGCGCCUCGCUCGCCGCCCCCGCCGCCGCCGCCGCCGCCGCCGCCGGGCAGCCCCUCGGCGUGUACUCGCAGGGCGGGUUCGCGGUGGGCGGGAUGCUGGAGCACGGCGGGCUCACCCCGCCGCCCGCCGCCGCCGCCGGGCAGGGCUUGCACCCGGGGCUGCGCGGCGAGGGCGGCGGCGAGCACGGCGAGCUGGGCGGCCACCACUGCCAGGACCACUCGGACGAGGAGACGCCGACCUCGGACGAGCUGGAGCAGUUCGCCAAGCAGUUCAAGCAGCGCCGCAUCAAGCUGGGCUUCACCCAGGCCGACGUGGGGCUGGCGCUGGGGACCCUCUACGGCAACGUCUUCUCGCAGACCACCAUCUGCCGCUUCGAGGCCCUGCAGCUCAGCUUCAAGAACAUGUGCAAGCUGAAGCCGCUGCUGAACAAGUGGCUGGAGGAGGCCGACUCCUCCACGGGCAGCCCCACGAGCAUCGACAAGAUCGCGGCGCAGGGGAGGAAGAGGAAGAAGCGGACCUCCAUCGAGGUGAGUGUCAAGGGCGUGCUGGAGACGCACUUCCUCAAGUGCCCCAAGCCGGCCGCCCAGGAGAUCUCGUCGCUGGCGGACAGCCUGCAGCUGGAGAAGGAGGUGGUGCGGGUCUGGUUCUGCAACCGGCGGCAGAAGGAGAAGCGCAUGACCCCUCCGGGGGAGCAGCCGCAGCACGACGUGUAUUCCCACGGCGUGAAAACGGACACGGGCUGCCACGACCUCUGACCGCGGUCCGGCCGCGGGACUGCCCUCGGGGCUUUCUUUUAACUUAUGCUUUCGGGAGUCGCGGCGCGGGGUCCCCGCCCGCCGCCGCCUCGGCAAUAUUUUUAUUCCUCUCUCCGACCUUCCCGCUGGUCACACACGGUGUUUACUCGCAGACAAGGUUUGUUUUUCGGGCUCCGCUUGGACGAAGGAAAAAAAAAAAAAAAAAAACAACCCACCCAACAAAACCCGACCACACAACAAAAACAAAACCCCAACGGAAAGGAAAAAUAGAGAAAAAAAAAAAGAAAAAAAAAGGAAAACCCAUGGGAAAAAAAUUUAAAAAAAAAUCAAAAACAAACACAAAACGAAAAACCCGACAGAAAAGGAAAGACAGAUGUGUGCCUAUGAAUAACCUUCCAGCGCCUUGGUUAUAUCAGCUGUAUUUCAGGUGAAUCUGUUUUACAAUAGACUAGUUUUGCAUUUUUAAAGACUUAUAUAGCGUUUUUAAAUGUCUGAGGUGUUUUACUACAAACUGUACACAAUAUUUGUGACCUAAUUUGUACCGAAUCGAGCAGUCAAAAGCGUUUCUCCCUUGCCCACGCCACCGGCAAUGUCACCCAGCGGGGACGGGGCAGGGCGGCCGCGGCCCUUCCUCGCCUUCCCCCCUUUCCCCGAGGACACGGGGGUCCCUCCGCACCCGCGGAGCCCCCGCACCGAUGUGAAGAACAGGCUUAUUUGUUGCAGCUUUUUUCUUCCUUUUUCAAGAACUUCCCAACACCGUAAAACGGUCGGGUAACAAUCCUGACCUUCCCCCCCGCCAUUCUUCUCCCAAGGAAAACAAAAAUUUUAUAUAUAUAUAUAAAAAAAUAAUUAUUUCUGAGAGAUUUACCCGAAAUUAAGCAUCACAACCAAACCCGUGGCAUUUGCCAGUCUUUUUUUCUUUCCGAAGAUGAGUUGGGCUUUUUGAUCAGCGCCAGACUGAGAGGUCUGUAGUAAAACACCUUUAUCCUUCUGCGCUUUGGCUUCGGAAAUCGGUUUCUCUGUAUUUUGUUUCGAUAGUGAAGAGGAAUGAGGUGUCUCAUGAAUUUCGGGGAGAGGGGGGGAGGGAGGGAUGGAUUGGGACAGAAAACACCUGCAUUUGGUUCACGCUGAGCUUCUUUCCGUGUCACAGGGAGAUGCUGGAUUUGUGGAAAAGCUUUUAUAGGGAGGGGGAAAAAAUAUAAUCAGCGACAAAACGAACAGGGAGAAAAAAAAAAACAAACCAAACCAAAACAACAAAACAAAGGAAAAGUCAGUAAAAUGCUAAACGCAGAACCCUUUUUUGGGCACAGGGAGGUGCAGAGCUGUAACCGCCCCCUCUCCUCGCCCCUUGUUGGACACAAGGACGGGGGUGCAGCGCCCACGCACCCACCCACGGGGGUUGUGUGGGUGGGUGGGUGCUCCUGCACCCCCCGGGGCCGCCGGGCAGGGCCGGGCUCCCCCCGCACCCGGGACCCCCCGCACCCGGGACCCCGUACAGCCCCGCUCCCUCCCCUCGCCCUCCAGAUGAUUUUUUCCUUUCCACAUUUAUAUUUUUCAAGUAUUUUUCAGUAAGCGCUAAAAAAAAAAAAAAAACCAAAAAAAAAUUAAGAAAAAAAGAAAAAAAAAAAAAGAAAAAAAUGACACUGAGGACCUGCCUAUUUCUGCCAACUUUAUAACUGUACAGUUUUGUAUAUUAAACGUUUUUUGGAAGUUAUUAAUUUAAAGAAAGAUCAUUUAGUUUAUUCAUUUAGUAACUGAUGUAUAAUAAACGCUAUUUUCAUUAAAGGUUGCUUUUUUCAACUAUUUUAUCCAAAAUUGCCUAUUGCAGUUGCCAACAAUUAUUUAUUUUCAAUAAAUUCCGCAUUAUGUUUAAAAAAAAAAAGAGAGAGAUUAAAAAAAAGAAACGUUUCAGAGAGAAACGACAAAAAAAAGCGCCUAAAUGGGUGUCGGAUAAAAAUAAUAACGAAACACACGAGUGGCUGUAACGUUUGGUUGUCGACCAGUUUUAGUCAAGGGGUUUAUAUUGACGCAAUAUUUUAUUGUUGUAAAAGGAGAAAAAAAAAUUAAACAAAAAAAAAAAGUUUAAAUAAACAUUUUUACGAAAGAAAACCAAAAUAAGA